Trichomonas vaginalis G3 is the source of this 684-nucleotide messenger RNA. RefSeq lists its product as uncharacterized. Bases 1 to 684 code for a protein of 227 amino acids. Lineage: Eukaryota; Parabasalia; Trichomonadida; Trichomonadidae. The transcript has a single exon. The record is from RefSeq and is a predicted model, not a curated record.
AUGAAUGAUCUUAAAGAACUAUGGACACCUAAACUUCUCAAUGCAGGUUAUUCUAUUGAAAACAUUCAAGCAAUGGAUUCAUCCGAAUUCUUCACUACUUGUCAUAUUUUAAUUCAAUCUGGCUUAGAACCUCCAUUACCACCGCCAUGCCGCGAGAAAUUAGACAAGAAAACAAGGGUUGCACUUCAAUGCGCUUUAUUUUCUUUACAUUCUCUAAUGGUUGAUAAAAGAACUCAAAAGCUAGAAGAAAAUCGUAGGAAACACAAAGAGAAACCACAAGAAUCUGAACAAACAGUCCAGGAUAAAAAAUAUGAUGAGAUACUUCAACAAACACAAAAAGACCAAGAAAAAGAAUCAAACAAAGAAGAAGAAAAGAGAAAUCAAGAACAAAACAGAAGAAAUGCAAUUGAACAGGAAUAUCAGAAAUUAGGCCCAGAACCUGAAGAUGGAUUCCUAAUUAAAAUACAAUAUAAUCAAAACUCAUCUAAAAGAAAAUUCACAGCAGAACAACAAACAGAUGACAUCUAUGCAUGGGCAGCCCAUGAAUUUAUGAUUUUAGGCAAUUUUACUCUUAUGUUUGUAAGUACCAAGAUUCAAAAAGGUUCAACACUCAAUGAUGCUGAAAUAACCAAAAACACAAUGCUCUCUGUAGUUAUCGACUCAGAAGAGGAAGAAGAAAAUUAA